Calliphora vicina (urban bluebottle blowfly) is the source of this 9802-nucleotide messenger RNA. RefSeq names its product Dorado (gene Dora). Lineage: Eukaryota; Metazoa; Arthropoda; Insecta; Diptera; Calliphoridae. The transcript has 7 exons. Gene Ontology annotation, cellular component: Cul2-RING ubiquitin ligase complex. Gene Ontology annotation, molecular function: zinc ion binding. Bases 1276 to 7488 code for a protein of 2070 amino acids. The record is from RefSeq and is a predicted model, not a curated record.
AAAAGCAAAGAAACAGAAAAUCGAAAUCCAACAACAGCAUUUUUAUUUCAAUCAUCUUCGACUUUAACCGACCGACCGUAAAAACACAAAGUCAUUGCACUAAAAAUAUUAAAACAACAACAACAACACAUGAUAACAAGUUUUUGCCAAACACCGACUAAGUAAAAGAAAAUAGUAAUCUUAUUGUAAAUUUUUACAAAAUUUCUUUUGUUUAUUUUUGGGAUUCUCUAACAUCUUCUAUUUCGUGUCUGUGCAAAAAAAUCACACAAACAAAUCAUGUUAAAACGUAUAAAUGUUUGAUACCCAUUCUGUUUAUAUUUGCUUCGUUCAAUUUUUCUUUCAUUGUUUGUAAAUACAUUUUUUUCUGAGUUCGGUGUACGCAUUGUUUAUUUAUAAAAAAACGAGUAAAAACAUACAUUUGGUUUGUUGCUGCGUUCAUUCGCCUUUAUGUUGUUGACUUUUUGAAUACAAAGAAACUUGAUUUAAAUUUACAUGACUGUGCUCUUUGCAACUUUAAAAGCACAAAAAUAAAAAAGUGACAAAAUAAAACAGAGAGUGAAUUAAUAAUUUGUUUUCGGAAAAUGUAUCUGCUGGUUUUUUGAAUUUGUGGAUCUCGUUUUUUUUUUGCCAGAAACUUUGUCUUUUGUUUUAAUAACAACUUCUCCACUGCUGCUGUGUGCGUCGCUGUUAACGCUGCAGUCAUCAUAAUAAUUUUAUUUUACACCGUCUGUUUUUCAUGCAUCAGUCUUUAAUCGAAUACACAAUACAAAAACAGCUGUGUGGGGUAUUAAAACAACAGCAAACUAGUGUGGAAAGGAGUAGAGAAGAAAACGAAAAACAAAAAAAAAAAUAACAAAAGAAAAGAAACAAACAAAAAUUCACAGUAAAAGAAGAAGAAUAUAUACGAAUCCCCCAUUUAACAAAACAACAGCACUCACUCGCUCAUUACUUUACAUUUAUCCGGUUUAAAACAACCUAAAAUACAACAACACAAAAAGGACGGUAAUAUUACAAUAAUAAUAAUAAUAACAAAAACAACAAGAAAAAAGAACAAAAUCGUGGAAAAAACAACAUACAAAAAUAUCAAGUCGCGUUGUACGGGAGUGUUAAAAAUUUGCAAAUUUAAACAAAUAUAUUACAAAAACAAAAAUCCCUUCAAUGUCUGCAAAUAAAGAAAAAAAUAAAUAAUUUGUAAAUACAUACUACUUUUAACAACAAGAAAUACAAGGAAAAAUAAACCCUCCUGAUCCUCUGUAUCAAAAUUAUCUGAUAACAAUGGUUAAUAAUCGUAAUAAUAACAACAAUAAUAAUCAGGCUGCUGCUGCUGGUGGUGGUGAUCAUGUACAGAAUCGCCGUAAUGCCGCAAAUCCACCGGAUGGUGGAGCAGCCGUUGAUUGGGUUCAAGAGGAUUUAGAACGUUUUAGUUUCGAUGACUCUGAUCGUUUCGAAGAGGAUUCUUUAUGUAGUUGGAGUUCAGAACCCGAAUCAUUGUAUAAUAAUUGGCGUGGCUGGAAGAAAGCAUCAAAUUUUGGCUUAGGAAAUAAUGCGGCUUCAUCAGCUGGAGCAUCAGGUGGCGAUAAUCCCACAGACGCAAGAGGGCAUAAUAGUUUCGAAGUCUCAACACUCACAGAAUUGGCGGCCAAAUGUGUUGCCUCCUUUAUACCCUUUGAAUUGGUGGAGCAUGUCUAUCCACCCGUACCGGAACAACUGCAAUUGCGUAUUGCAUUUUGGAGUUUUCCGGACAAUGAAGAAGACAUACGUUUAUAUUCAUGUCUAGCAAAUAGUUCAUCAGAUGAGUUUAAUCGUGGUGAUCAAUUAUUCAAAACAGGAGCCGUUAAGGAACCCCUACAAAUAGGUUUUCAUUUAUCCGCUACGGUAGUGUGUCCAACACCAAGCCAGAAUUAUAAUGUGGCCGUUACAUUUGAUCGUCGACGCAUAUCGUCAUGUAAUUGUACAUGCAAUUCAUCGGCAUACUGGUGUUCACACGUUGUGGCCGUUUGUUUACAUCGAAUACAUUGUGCUUUGGAGGUGUGUUUAAGGGCUCCUGUUUCCGAAUCAUUGACUCGUUUGCAACGCGAUCAAUUGCAAAAGUUUGCUCAGUAUUUAAUUAGCGAACUGCCACAACAAAUUCUGCCCACAGCUCAACGUUUAUUGGAUGAAUUAUUAAGUGAGCAGCCAACUGCCAUAAAUACAGUUUGCGGCGCUCCCGAUCCCACGGCAGGUGCAUCCAUAAAUGAUCAAACCAAUUGGUAUUUGGAUGAGAAGACAUUGCAUGAGAAUAUUAAGAGGAUAUUAAUAAAAUUUGUUAUGCCGGCACCCAUGGUUUACAGUGAUGUAAAUUACUUAACAAAUUCCGCCCCACCGGCUGCCACAGAAUGGAGUUCACUUUUACGACCGUUGCGUGGUCGAGAACCCGAAGGUAUGUGGAAUUUACUCUCCAUAGUACGUGAAAUGUAUCGUCGUUGCGAUCGUAAUGCUGUGCGGCUCUUAGAAAUCAUCACCGAACAAUGUAUGGCUUGCGAUCAGCUAUUGUUGUGGUGGUAUCAGACCAAACUCUCUUUAAUGAUGGGUUCUCAUGGUCACAGUGGUGGUAAACAUUCUAGCACACAUACCAAUUCAAAAGCAAUUGAGCAUGCCUGUUCAUCUCUAUUCGAUGAGAUAGUAGUACUGUGGCGUUUGGCUGCUCUAAAUCCCGGCUUGGCACCAGACGAACGCGACAUGUUGCAUGCCCAGUUUACAGCCUGGCAUUUGAAAAUCUUGGAUCGGGUAGUUAAAUGUCGCAUAAUGCCCUCUUAUAAUAAUAAACAUCAGCAGAAUAUGAGAUCGGAUGCAGAGAUGUUUGUGGGUUUUAAGCCGGCCAUUGAGGCCUGUUAUUUAGAUUGGGAAGAGUAUCCCAUAGCUGGCAUAACACAUACACAUGAAACGAAUCCCAUUUACUACUCCCCCUUUACAUGUUUUAAGUUGGCAGAAAACAAGUGUGAAACCACAAAUGGUGGUCAGUUGAAUGCCACACAGGCUUUAAUGGCCAAUAAUAAACAUUAUAACUAUAUAAGCACAUCGUCGGAUCACAAUCAACACGGUAGCUUUAAACAGAGACUGGAGAGGCCCUUUCGGGAACGAUUUUAUAUAUCAUCUAGUAAUAAUUCCAGUAAUUCUUCGAGUGACAGUGUGCAUGCCCGUUUACAUCAAGGUCUUGAAGUGCCAGCAGUAGCAGCUUCUGGUUCGGGUAGUGCUGGAGGUAGUGGUUUACAGAAUGUAGCCAGCAGUUUAGAGCAUAAGGUCGCCACUGCAGCAGCUAGUGGCAACAGUUCUAUGGCCCUCGAGAAUCGACCUUCAACUUCGGCCCAGGCUCAAUCUACGUCCGCUUCAGUGGUAACAGCGCAAGAUUUACCUCGAGUACCUCUCGCUGGUCUGGUUAGUGUAGCUGCAGGUAAUGACGGCAAUCGUUCGAGUGCCAGCAGUGAGGGAUUUUGUGAAAACGAUGAUUUCGGUGGCGAUAGCAGUAGCAACAAUUUAUGCGCCUCUGACACUGAUGGUCGUAGUAUAAAUCCAGCCAAAUUUGCUAACAACAAACCAACAAUAUCCACCUUAUCCCAAUCGGAUUCUCAGCAAUCCUUCGAUGUCUCAUCUCCGGAUGGUUUAGAGGAUACAACUGGCAAAAUAGGAUUUUCUUUACCCACAACUCCAACAAACAAGGCUGCAAUUGUGGCUACUUUAUCCUCACAAUCAUCUUCUGAUUCCACCUCCUCCUCUUCCUCAGCAUCAUCGAACUCUUCAUCAUCCUCUCUAUUAAUAGCAGCGGGCUCGGAAACUCCAAACUUAGACAUGGUGAAACCUUUGAGUGUCAACGAUGCCAGACGUCUAUCAAAAGAUGAGUCGUUUUCCUCUUCGAGUGAUGAAUUUGUAUCGCAAGACAUUAAUAAUCGUCGAUCUAAUGAGGAUUCAACCCCUGUACCAAGCACAUCAGCGGCUGCUAGAGCGGCUUUAAUUAAGGCCAGCAGUAAUAGUAACAAAAUAGCGGUCACAAAUGAAACCCCUGCUGCCACCGGCGGUAAUGCUAGUGUUAGUGGUAGUAAAUCUGUGCCCUUGGCAACAGCAGCCAUACAACCUGCUGUAUACACGGGUCCUUCGACUUCGGCACAGGCCAAUGCAGCUUCAGUACCAACGACUGCAGAAAAACCUCACAUUUUUUCCAAUGUUCGUCCAUCGGAUGAUGCUUGGGAUAUUUUACUAGCCAGAGCUGAGGGUUUACAUGCCCAUGGUCAUGGCAGAGAAGCCUGCAUCUUGGCUGUUCGCCUGGCCGAGGAAAUGCUAGAUAAUCCACCCAAUUUAAUGAUGGAAAUGCCGCCGGCUCCGAAGAGAAAAGGAAAGAAUAAGAAUAUCAAUCCUAUAUCGCACCAUUUAACAGUCUUGGCAUCAGCAACGCUAACAAAAUGUGCUUUUCUAUGCACGGUAUUGUCGGAAAAUUCGGAACACUAUCACAUAGGUUUUCGCAUUUGUAUAUUUGCUUUGGAAAUGCCCAGACCACCGGCCUCAACGAAACCAUUGGAAGUUAAACUGGCCAACCAGGAGGCAGAUAUUUUAGCUCUACUCAAGAAAAUACCCAUAGAUGAACCGGAACUAGAGGUUAUUAGAGACAGAGCCGAAAGGUUACGCAACGGCACAUUUAAAUCGCGAGGAGAAGCUUUGUUGCCCAUCAAUUUAGCUUCGUACAUUUUUGAUGCUUUGGUUAUGCCUUCGGUGUCGAUGAAAGAUCAACGUAUACGCUCCAUGAGUAUUUAUAGACCCGUAACCGAUGAGAAUCUAGGUUUUGAGGCUGCCGUAGCAGCGCUGGGAUUGAAGGCGAAUGUUUCCGAGGCCGAACAUCCUUUAUUGUGUGAGGGUACACGGAGACAGAGGGGAGAAUUGGCUUUGACUCUGUUAUACUUUUACAAAGAUGAACCUCAUAAAAUCGCUAAGAUUAUGGAGAAACUGUUGGACCGGGAAAUACAUACUCUCCUUAAGACCCAACUACUGCCGACAUAUUAUUCGAAUAAUCCUCCUGUAAGAACACCAGCCAAUUCUACGAAUCGACAAAACGAGGAUUACAAUAAUAGACAUGGUUUGCAUGGUACAGUCCACAAUGCAGCUGGCAAUAUGGAAAUGUUUCCACCAGAUUAUGCCUCUGUCGGAGGCAACAGUAGACCUACCAGUUCGACCAGUGCCGAAUUAGAAAUUAAUAUGGCAGGCAUGAAUAUCUCCUCACCAGCCAACCCCUCUCACUUAACACAGUCGCAAAAUAAUCAAGGUAUACCCUCGAAUGUGGCAAUGGGAUCCCAGCAAACUACCACUACACGUGUCAAGGAUUUAAGAUAUAAAGGAAAACGGGCCUAUCCCUCUAUACCCAAUCAACCCUCAGAAGCCAGUGCACACUUUAUGUUUGAACUGGCCAAGACGGUGUUAGUUAAGGCGGGAGGAAAUAGUUCAACAUCUUUGUUCACUCAAGCUACUGCCAAUCACAACCACCAUGGUCCACAUCGUGGCCUGCACAUGUGCGCCUUUCAAUUGGGUCUUUAUGCACUGGGUUUACACAAUUGUGUCAGUCCCAAUUGGUUGUCACGUACUUAUUCUUCUCAUGUCUCAUGGAUUAUUGGCCAGGCCAUGGAAAUCGGUGCACCGGCCAUUAGUUUCUUAAUAGAUACUUGGGAAGGACAUUUAACACCACCCGAAGCUGCCAAUAUGGCCGAUAGAGCAUCUCGUGGCUGGGAUAGUAAUUAUCCAGCUGCUGAGCUGGCCCUUUCGGUGCUACCACAUGCUGCCGCUUUAAAUCCCAAUGAGAUCCAGAGAGCCAUACUUCAGUGUAAAGAACAAAGUGACUAUAUGCUGGAAAGAGCCUGCAUUACCGUGGAAAAUGCUGCGAAAGGCGGAGGUGUCUAUCCGGAAGUACUAUUUCAGGUGGCACGCUACUGGUACGAAUUGUAUAUGCGCAAUACUCCCAACAGUGGAGAACAUGAGCAUGAUGAUCAUUUGGAUCAUUCGGCCGCUGUUAGUUUAUCGGCCCUUAUAGAAUCUCAUCAGCAUCAUGAAAUGCAAAUGCAACAGGCGGCUGCUCAACAACAAGCUGCUGCAAAUCAACAAGCUAUGGUGGGACCUCCCUUACAAGGACCACCUGGUGGACCUGGAGGACCCCAACAGCCUGGUCAGGUGGUGGUGACAACAGCACCUCCUGCAUUUCAACAGCAGGUGCCAACAUUGGCUCCUGUCGGCUUAUCGCCCUAUAAUCCUUAUGGCUUUUGUCAAGGUAUUUAUCACCACAAUCUACAGUAUCCGACCAAUCAAAUACCCAUGUAUUUGCCACAAGGACCACCGCCCGGGCCACCACCACCACAAGCAUAUCCGGGUUAUCCUCCACCGCAGCAAGCACCCGGAGGACCCAACAACCAAGCGCCCAAUGGUGCCAACGCCCCUCCACAGGCCUACGUACAUCCGGCUCAACAGGGCGGAUCAUUUCCCCAAAUGCCACCUCAGGCUGCUUACCAAGCAGCCGCCAUGCAAUGUGGACCACCACCAACAGCAUUUGUGCCACCACCACCACAAGGUCCUCCCGUCCCAGCAACUGGACCACCACAAAUGCCACAGCCACCAAGCAUGCAAGCAGCUGCAGCGGCUGUCUAUUACGGACAACAAGGACCACCACCUGCGCAGCACCCGGCUGCCCAACAAGCUGCAAUGGCUGCUAUGGCUCAUCAACAAAUGCGUGCCAAUCAGCAGCAACAACAGCAAGUGUAUCCAUUUGUGCAAGUACCGCAGCAACAGCCUCAGCAGCAAAUGCAACAUCAGCAACCACCACACAAUAUGGGUCAUGCUGGGCAACACCAUCAGCAGAUGCAACCGCCACCACAACAACAACAGCAGCAGCAAGCAAACCGUCAAAGACAUCCUCAUCAGUUUACACCCGCUCAAUUACGCUAUUUAUUGGCCGCCUACAAUGUUGGCAUGUUAGCCAUGGAAACUUUAGCAAGACGAGUUCACGAUGAUCGCCCACAAGCAAAAUAUGCCCGCAAUCCACCCUACGGCGAAGAUGUUAAAUGGCUUUUAAGAAUAUCCAAGAAAUUGGGUUCGCAGUAUCUGCAUCAAUUCUGUGUUUGUGCUGUCAACUCAAUAGUUAGUCCGUUCGUAUUGCAUGAUGUGGCCAUUGAAUCGGCUCACUAUUUGGGCCGUAAUAAUCAUCAGUUGGUCAUGCAACAUUUAAGAUCGGCUCUAACGCCUCUGGUGCAGAAAUGUCAACAAAUGUAUAUUCAAUGUAUCCAUCAGAAAUUAUAUCAUUUGACACCAGCCGAUUAUGAAGAUUUCGCUAGUAUUAUUGUGGCGGCUCGUGCUGCAUUCCAAAUAACACCCGAAGGAAGUGCUCAGUUUAAGGAUUGGUUGCAAUCCAUUAAAAGAUCAAAAUCAUGCAAAAAAGAGUUGUGGACACAAAUAAAUGCCGCCCUCCAAAGCAAUGCUAAAUGACAAAGACUUGAUUCACAUAGUUUGACCACAGUAGCAUCAGCAGUAGUAGGAACAUCAGGAGGAACAGUCGCAGCGGCAGCUACAACAACAGCCGCAUCAGCAGCUGCAGCAAGUUCUUCAACAUCAUCAGCAACCAUGUUAGCAGUUAAUGCAGCAGCAGUAGCAAAUGCAGCUGCAACAAGUACAAGCAAUAAUGUAGCUGGACCAACGACAUCAUCCGCAACAACAGCAUCAAUAACAAAUCCUGCCACCAACAAUAGCAACAACAACAACAACGUAAACAACGCAAAUAGCAAUCCGUCAAAUGUAGUAGUACUCUUUGAAGGGCCGUCAUGUAGUAAAAAUAUCAUAAAUACAACUGGGACAGAGGCAACACAACGUAAUUUAACGUCACCACUUUCAACAACAUCGGUUUCAUCGGCAAUUUCAGCAACACCUACUACAACAUCCGCAGCCUCAUCACUGACCUCUUCAACUGGUUCGUUUUCUUAUGGGUAUGUCAGCCAGCAACAGAUAGAUACAACAGCUGGAACAGUAGCAACAUCGUCGGCUUCCUCGUCCUCGGCAGCAACAUUGCAAGCACCACCAGGUCCAGGCCCAGGCAUUAGUAGUGUAGUUAAUAAAAAUGAUACAAAUACUGCAACAUCUGCAGUUGUGGCAACAGCUGCAACAACUAUGUUGUCCGAUGCAUAUCAUCAUCAACAAAUGCAAUUACAAUUGCAGCAACAAUUCGAACAACAUUAUCAGAUACAAAACUACUACCAUCAAGCCCAACAGCAGCAGCAAAUACAACAAUAUCAAGAUUUCUAUGACCAACAGAUGUAUUUACAACAGCAGCAGCAAACGCAGCAAAAUCAAUUAUUGUAUUCGAAUGAGCAACAGCGCCAUCUGUAUAAUGUGGCCGCUGUUGCAGCCGCAGCUGCUGCUGCCAAUGUUCGACCACAGCCUCCGCCUCCCCCACCACCAAUGCCAGCAGCAGCACCGCAACAAUCGCUGGUGUUAAUGGCUGGCAAUGCAACAGCAUCCGCAGCGUGUUUAACAAAUGUCUCAAAUGCAGCUGGUACUGCAACAACCACAAGCGCCAAUAACAACAACAACAAUAAUAAUAAUACAACAACAUUUACACCACAAACCAUUAAUUUCGUUAACGCCCCCAAUGGUGGCACAAUAGCAAUGGAUUUUCAAAAUUAUCACCACAAUCAUCAUCAUCAUCAUACACAAAUGCAUACAACAGUAACAACAAACACUACAAAUAUUGCUGCUGGUACAGCUUCUUCAUCAUCGACAUCAUCCGCGUCAGGCUCCUCAUCGUCACCAUCCUCAGCAUCAUCGGUAUCAUUAAAUCUACAACAACCAUCGUUUGUAACCACUCCUCCAGCUGUUGCUGUUGUUCAUCCUCCAUCAACAUCAUCACUUCAAACUGUAAAUCAACAUAAUCACCACCACCACCACCAUCAUCAGCUGCAGCAACAACAGCCGCAGCAGCAGCACCACCACCAACAACAACAUCAUCAUCAUCAGCAACAACAACAGCAGCAACAACAGCAUCAGCAUCAUCACCACCAACAACAACAACAGCAACAACAUCAAUAUCAUCAUUUGUCUCAACUCAGCCACUAUCAUCAGCAACUUUAACAACGUUUUUAUUACAUGUUCUUUGAAUUGUAAGAAUUAUUUCAAUUAUACAAAAAUUCUUUUAAUCUCCCUCCUCUGGUUCAUCUCCCUGAUUGUCGUCAUUUAUGUGCUUUGUAAACAUAGUUUUUUCUAAAAUCCAAGUAUGUACUACUGCUUAAUUUUCUACUGCAUCAUAUAUUUUUAUCAUUUCAUUUCAUUUAAUUUUUAAAAUAUUUGCAAUUUUUAAUCCUACAAUUAUUUCUUAUAAUCUCAAUGUAAUUUUUCUCCAGAUUAACAGGCUGUUUUUAUAAAAUCAAUGUAAUUCUAGAACACAAAGUAAUCCCUGCAAAUAAUAGCAAGGUAUCUUCUAAGAGGAUAUAAAGGCUUUGAAAAAGUUAUCAAAAUACAGCGGAAAAUGUUUUAGAAUUUGGUUAAGGAACUGUGUACAAAAUAUCUCAAAAUUUGUAUUUUUUCCUUGAAGAAAAAUUCCUACGAAUUUUAAAAUGAAAUAUUAUUUUGAUAUCCCUCAUAUGCCUUAAGUAUCUUAAAAUAUCUUCCUAUAUUCAUCCAAAUGUUUAUUUAUAUUCUAGGGGGCUAAUUCUCGCAUCCGUAAUCGAAAUAAAUUUCGAAUGCUUCUUAGCUUUCGAGUGAAAUAACUCGAACGAUUGAAUUAAGUAUUCCUUCAUUUAUGAAUGCCAUA